AUGGAAGCACGAAAGAUCAGGAUGCGUGCGGCAAAAUAUUGCCUCAUUAAAGGGGUUCUCUACAAGAAGGGAUUUUCUUUACCCUACUUGCAUUGUGUCUCUAUAGAUGAGGCGAAUUACAUUCUAAAGGAUAUACAUGAAGGCCUUUGUGGAAACCAUGCUGGGGGCAGAUCACUAGCGCAUAAAGCUAUCCGACAAGGAUACUUUUGGCCUACUAUGAGGAAAGAUGCCCUUGAGUUUGUGAAGAAAUGUGACAAGUGCCAGAGAUUCGCAAUGUCCGGAGCACCAAGGGUAAUUGUGACCGAUAAUGGGAAGCAAUUUGAAAGUGAGCAAUUCCUUGAUUUUUGUAAUGAACUUGGGGUCAAAGUUCAUUUCUCUUCUCCUGCCCAUCCCCAAGCCAAAGGGCAAGUUGAGGUCACAAAUAGGACAAUACUAAAGAUGAUCAAGACACGCCUAGAAAAGGCCAAGGGCUUAUGGCGUGAACAACUACCCGGAGUUUUAUGGGCCUAUCGCACUACCGUAAGAACCCCCACUGGGGAGACCCCUUUUGGGUUAGCUUUUGGAAGUGAAGUUGUGAUCCCUGUAGAAAUAAAGUUUGCUACCUUCAGAACCAAGUAUUUUGAACCUCAACAGAACGAGAUGGAACUACAGUUAAACUUGGACUUGAUAGAAAAAAAAGAGAGCAGACCCAAAUCAAGGUUGCAGCUUACCAACGGAUGGUAUCCAAGUAUUACAACGCCCGGGUCAAGCUAA
Molecule: messenger RNA, 753 nt
Organism: Cornus florida
Lineage: Eukaryota; Viridiplantae; Streptophyta; Magnoliopsida; Cornales; Cornaceae
Exons: 2
Coding region: 1-753 (250 amino acids)
Biological process (GO): DNA integration
Molecular function (GO): nucleic acid binding
Source: RefSeq, a predicted model, not a curated record